Exophiala spinifera is the source of this 876-nucleotide messenger RNA. RefSeq lists its product as uncharacterized. Gene Ontology annotation, cellular component: RecQ family helicase-topoisomerase III complex; nuclear body. NCBI's taxonomy places the organism in Eukaryota, Fungi, Ascomycota, Eurotiomycetes, Chaetothyriales, Herpotrichiellaceae. The record is from RefSeq and is a predicted model, not a curated record. The transcript has a single exon. Gene Ontology annotation, biological process: resolution of meiotic recombination intermediates; double-strand break repair via homologous recombination. Bases 1 to 876 code for a protein of 291 amino acids.
AUGCCUUCCAACCACCCGCUCCAUGAGAAAGUGACAGUCGCGCUGCAAAAUAAACACCACUUGACGGUCGACCCUCGCUGGCUCGAUGAAUUUCUGGCAACCCGAGGAUCCAAUCCGCCUCCACUUCCAGCAGUUGUGUCUACAGCACAGUUUCGGAUUCUGGCAAGUGACAUCACCACGUCGCUGUCCCCUUCUCCUCAGGAUGCUCUGCCCAGCGAUGUCGCCGACGUGAAUGUCAAGGGACGUCGGCUGUCUGGCACCGUCAUCGUCCAGGUUUUGGAUGUCUUGGACGUAGGGUCCAGCAAAUGGAGCCAGGUCGAAGCCAUCGAGCGGGUGGAGCGCGGCGAGGAAGUUCGCGGCAGAGAAGUCAUCCGUACCGUUGACAUUAUGGACGACGAAGACGGAUCUGGACGUGAUCCUUCUGCUUCCGCCGUCACUCGCCCGCCAACAGCAACAGCACCUGCUUCCAGGGCGAUAGUGUCGAUGCCGGGCAGAAACAUCAGCCUUGGACCACAUAAGCUCGUCGUUCAAGAUGCCCGGGGCACCAAGGCUGUGGCAUUUGAGCUUGACAAGAUCCCGAAAAUCGGUAUUUCCAUCUCGGCUUUGGCUUCUCCCCCCGGUCCGCAUGGCGAUGCUUCUUCUCGACCCUCAAGUCAAGACGAUAUCGGCAUGUUCAUUGGCUGCAAGCUAGUCUUGAAGCCUGGAACCAUCGUUCGCAGAGGUAUGAUCAUGUUGCAACCUCAAACCUGUUUCAUGCUUGGUGGAAAGGUCGAAGCCUGGGACAAGAAAUGGAAAGAAGUACGAAAGCAGAAGUUGAAUGAUAUAAUUCAGGAGGAGUAUGAUGCCGCCGGAAACGGCACGAGGACCUCGAGAUGA